Molecule: messenger RNA, 2618 nt
Organism: Cimex lectularius (bed bug)
Lineage: Eukaryota; Metazoa; Arthropoda; Insecta; Hemiptera; Cimicidae
Product: lon protease homolog 2, peroxisomal-like
Exons: 14
Coding region: 141-2495 (784 amino acids)
Biological process (GO): protein targeting to peroxisome; protein catabolic process; protein processing
Cellular component (GO): peroxisomal matrix
Molecular function (GO): serine-type endopeptidase activity; ATP binding; ATP-dependent peptidase activity
Source: RefSeq, a predicted model, not a curated record
GGUUUCUUUAUGAUUGUACAAAAAUCAAGAUCUAAGAUAAAAAAAAGUUUCUGGGUUUAAUGUUUAACUGCGUAGAAAUUAAUCACCGAUCAUUCCAGACCGUUCUGCCCUGACUCCUCGUUCUUCUUACGAUUGACAAUAUGAUUAAAGUGAAACUGCCGAAGAAGGUCGGCCUGAUCUUCUCCGACACGGUCUUACUCCCGGGCAUGUCCAAGAAGAUAGUCAUCUCAUCAGAAGACAAUAUAAAAACGCUCAAAUAUUAUAUGGAAUCUGAAGAUGAUGACUAUAUCUUAGGCUUUAUCCCAUCAAAAAAUGAAGAAGUUAUAAAGGAGAAAGGCAUGAUUGGCUCGCUAGGAUAUGUCAAGAACGUGUACACAUCUCAAAACGGAGAGUCGAAGUUGCACGUUGUCGUCGUAGGUAUUUGCAGGUUCAAAGUUGCCAGUUUGGCAGGCGAAGUAAAAGUGCCUAUCAUCAUCGUUAAAGACUUGAUAGUAAAAGAGACGACUGAAUCCAUUGAAAACUGGCAGACCCUCGUAUCGAACAUCCCCAGAAUAUUGAAAAAGCAGCUGGCUUUCGAAGGCGCCGCCCACUUUGGGCUCGCUUCGCACACAAGAAUAAUGCUGAUCGAUGCCUGUGCUGAUAUCGUUGCGACCACUUUUGAAGACCGCGUUGAUAUUUUGAUAUCGCUUGAUCCUCUAGAAAGGCUCAAGAAAACUGUUGCUUUAAUUGAAAAGUACGAAGAUGAUACUGUAAAAAUGCAAUAUCCUGCGAUAAUGGGUUCAAACAUGCCUCUACCAGGUGGUGGAUCGUAUAUAAUCAAUGGAGGGCCUCGUAACUCAAAUGUAAAAGACAUCAAAGAUCUUCGUGAGAGAUUAAAAGCGGUUAAUUUACCAGAAGCGGCGAGCAAAGUUGCAGAGCAGGAACUUGCAAAAUUGGAAAGGAUGUCAACUAACAACCCAGAACACGUUGUAAUCCAUUCGUACCUUGAUCUUAUCCUCUCACUCCCAUGGUCCGUGUCCAGCACAAAGGAAAUAAACAUAAGUGAAGCCAGAAAGACUUUAGACAAGGAUCAUUACGCAUUAAUGCAAGUGAAGAAAAGAGUUCUUGAAUACUUAGCUGUAAAACGUUUGAAAAAGGACAACCUGAAUGCACCGAUACUUUGUUUCGUUGGGCCACCAGGAGUUGGAAAGACGAGUGUGGGCAGGUCGAUCGCAAACAUCAUGGGUCGCAAGUUUCAAAGGAUUUGCCUUGGCGGAGUGUCUAACCCUAGUGUAAUCAGGGGCCAUAGGAAAGCCUAUGUCGGAGCGAUGUGCGGACGCAUAAUACAAGCUUUGAAAAACGCCGGUGAAAACAACCCCGUAAUACUAUUCGAUGAGAUAGAUAAGCUGGGGUUUGGAACACAAGGCGAUCCAUCGUCUGCGCUCUUGGAAGUCCUAGACCCAGAACAGAACAGGCAUUUUGUUGAUCAUUAUCUGAACAUACCGUUUGACCUUUCACAAAUCGUUUUUCUGGCGACGGCCAACACAAUUAAGACAAUCCAGCCAGCGCUAGUCGACAGGAUGGAAGUCAUAGAAGUCUCCGGUUACACAACAGAAGAAAAAUGUCAGAUUGUUAAAAGCUACUUACUACCUAAACAAAUUGACAUGCAUGGUUUGAAGCCCGAGUAUUUCCAUUUACCAGACGAGUCCAUUGAAUAUCUCAUCAGAAGAUACACAUUAGAAUCAGGAGUAAGAAAUGCCGAGAGAAACAUCGCCGCAGUAUGCAGGAGCGUGGCACUUACGGUUGCUGAUUCAAACACGCAUGAAGAUAUAUUCCCUAUUGUCAUCGACCAAGAUAAAAUCAUUGAAAUACUAGGGAGGGAAAAAUUCAGCGAGACGAGCUUGGAAGAUUGCCUGGCAGGGGUUAUGUCAGGAGUGGCUGUCGGGCUUUCUUACACCCCUGUUGGAGGUGCGAUCAUCAUAAUCGAGGCGCGUCAGUUCCCAUACGGAAAAGGCGAACUCUUACUGACCGGCCGAGUUGGGAAAGUCCUGUCUGAAUCCGCGAAAAUCGCCUUGAACUGGGUUCGAGCGAAUGCUGCGAUGUACGGUUUAGUAGAGUUCGGUGAAGAUGUGAUGAACGAAAUUGAUGUGCAUGUCCAUAUGCCGGCCGGUGCUGUGGAAAAAGAAGGCCCUUCGGCAGGCGUCACUCUCGCCACGGCGUUGAUUUCACUGUUCGCAGACAUGCCCAUCGUACCUGACCUUGCCAUGACUGGGGAAUUAUCCCUUCAAGGGCAGGUAUUGCCGGUGGGAGGUAUCAAGGAAAAAGUCCUAUCUGCCGUGCGUAACGGGAUCAAAAAGGUUAUCAUGCCCAAAAAAUCAGAAUCUCUUCUUGCCGACAUUCCAAAAGAACAGCUUGACAACAUUGACAUCAUCCUUGUAAACAAAAUGACAGAGGUUAUUGAUAUCGCAUUCAAUGGAAGAUUGACCACUUACAUGAAACUAUCAGCUAAGCUUUGAAAAACGAAAACAAAAUAAAAAUGCUCAUGACAGUAUAGUAUUAUGCUAUAGUUAAAAAAAAAAAAAAAAAAAGAUUGUGAUAAAUUAAAAAAAAAGUGAUAUUUUUCACGGCAAUGUCUAUUU